Messenger RNA from Amphimedon queenslandica, 1248 nucleotides. RefSeq names its product syntaxin-5-like. Gene Ontology annotation, molecular function: SNAP receptor activity; SNARE binding. Gene Ontology annotation, cellular component: Golgi membrane; SNARE complex; endomembrane system. NCBI's taxonomy places the organism in Eukaryota, Metazoa, Porifera, Demospongiae, Haplosclerida, Niphatidae. Gene Ontology annotation, biological process: intracellular protein transport; endoplasmic reticulum to Golgi vesicle-mediated transport; vesicle fusion. The transcript has 10 exons. The record is from RefSeq and is a predicted model, not a curated record. The coding region runs from base 226 to 1134 and encodes 302 amino acids.
GCCCACUUUAAAUAAGUCGUCAUCCUGGUCUAUGUGUCUUUCUUUUCGUGUCCUUCUGUCUUCCUGCCUUUAGACUACAACUCGCUCCUACUUUCAAAUUUUAAACUGGCUAGUCUACGAUCAAGAUACAAGCCCUCGACUGCCUCUCCCAGUUCUACUCCUUUUAGCGCUCAGACCUCUUUCCCAUCAACUCCCUCGUCCUCAGACCCACCACCAGUUCCCAUCAUGUCCACUGGUAGGGACAGGACACUUGAAUUUGCUAAUAUCGUCAAAUCUUUUCAGCCAAUUAAUGGUGUGCAUAAGAGACUCUCAUCUCCACCCACUCAUGGUAAAAGGUCUGCUUUUCAUGCAGCCGCCAAAGAGAUUGGCCGAGAAUUAAAUAGAACUGUUGCCAAAUUAGAGAAACUAACAGAACUUGCUAGGGGGAGGAGCUUGUUCGGUGACCCCGCCCUAGAGAUACAAGACUUGACCCAAUCAAUCAAACAGGAUCUCUCGAAACUUAAUUCCGACAUUGCAGCAUUACAGCAAUUGUCACAGACAGUUAAUUCAAGAGAAAGCAAGCACGUUAAAUCACACUCUAGUGCUGUUGUAGUCUCCCUACAGACAAGAUUAGCUGACACUUCCCAAAACUUUAAAAGUGUGCUAGAGAUGAGGACUGAGAAUCUAAAGGUACAGAAACAGAGACGUGAGCAGUUCUCAUCUCCACUCACCUCAUCACUAAACAAUGACUCACCACUCAAUCCUGCAAUGACAAAUGGAUCUUUAUUAUUGGGUACUGAUGAUAGAGGAAGAGGGGAAGAUGUUAGCAUUGACAUGGGAUCAGCUACUCAAAUGCAACUCCUACAAGAACAAGAUACUUACAUUCAAGAGAGAGCUGAUGCUAUGGCUAACAUACACUCAACCAUUGUGGAGCUAGGACAGAUAUUCAGACAACUGGCCACAAUGGUAAAGGAGCAAGAGGAACAAGUUGUGAGGAUUGAUACCAAUGUGUCUGAGGCUGAGAUAAACAUUGAAGCUGGUUAUGGUGAACUAUUAAAGUAUUUUCGUGGUGUCACCUCAAACCGCUGGCUGAUGGUGAAGAUCUUUGCUGUGAUCAUAGUCUUUUUUAUUAUAUUUGUCGUCUUCCUAACCUAACAAUAAUUCUCAUAAUAAUAAUAAUAAUGAUAAUAAAUUAUUAAUAAUAACAAUAUCAAUAUUGUGCAGUUAAUUUAGUGAUGUAUAAGGGCAGCGUUGAUAUUGUUCUGCAAA